Messenger RNA from Protopolystoma xenopodis, 579 nucleotides. Lineage: Eukaryota; Metazoa; Platyhelminthes; Monogenea; Polystomatidea; Polystomatidae. The record is from the annotation of a GenBank genome assembly.
AUGGAUCGGCGCUGCAUCACACGCGAAGAAUGCCUUUUCGGGCCUGAUGUUGUCCAGUUGAAUCCUUCCUGCUUUGGACAAUCACGUCGCGAAGUUGAUUUACCCCGCAGCAACAGUGGUGAGAGCAGUUCUGGCUCCACCGAGUUGGCUAACACUUUUAUCUCAAACCAUGUCUUUGAUGUUGCUGACAGUCUUGGCAAUCAGUCUGGUAGCGUCACCUACUCUGCUCCUCUGACAGCUCUCCAAAAUGGCCAGAAGUGGAAUAAACCAAGAAUAAAAGAAGCUUCCGCUCUCUCAGAUACCGUCUCCACGACCGGAGUGAAUGUAGACGGAGGCGGUCUUUCUAGCUCUUCGGCUGGGACCCUAGAAGAUCAUGUUGGCGAUAGUAUUUGGGGCAGCGUAUCCAUCGGGAGCGGCGUUCCUUGUCCUCAGACAAGUCUGAACGUGAUUUACCAAGGCGCCUGCCUUCCUUUCUGCACCGUUGGUUAUGUCCGCCAUCCAAAGACCGGCGAAUGCCAAGCUUGUCCGGGCGGACAAUGCGAAUCUGCUCGAGGUUGGUUUUCGCUUUCCUUUACAUAA